Musca vetustissima is the source of this 295-nucleotide messenger RNA. RefSeq names its product vasotab-like. The record is from RefSeq and is a predicted model, not a curated record. The transcript has 3 exons. Lineage: Eukaryota; Metazoa; Arthropoda; Insecta; Diptera; Muscidae. Gene Ontology annotation, molecular function: protein binding. Bases 14 to 289 code for a protein of 91 amino acids.
AAGAAAAUCAAAGAUGCGUUUUGCUUUGGGAUUAUUCUUGGUAAUUUGCCUGGUUGCUCUAGCCGUUGCUACACCAGCCAAAAACAAACAGGCUCCUGCAUGUUCGGCAAAUUGUGGUGAGAAAUAUGAACCCAUUUGUGCCAAGGCUAAAAAUGGCAAUAAGGAGAGACUUUUGACCUUUGGCAAUGAAUGUGUUAUGGGCAACUAUAAUUGUCAGCACAGUGAUGAUCCCUAUGAGAUGAAAUCUAAGGGAGAAUGUGGUGGCAAUGUCAGUGUCCGUCUAUCUUAAAUGGUU